Dermacentor andersoni is the source of this 1930-nucleotide messenger RNA. The record is from RefSeq and is a predicted model, not a curated record. Lineage: Eukaryota; Metazoa; Arthropoda; Arachnida; Ixodida; Ixodidae.
AUGGUAACUUCAGCGUCUUCCUCGACUCCGACCAACCACACGCUGCUUCGAUAUGGUGGAGCGCCUAACGAGGCGCUGGACGCCCCCAUCACAGAAGCGGAAGUGAGGGCAGAGAUUGGAGCAGAAGCAGAAGAUGACGAGGCCGCGCAUUCCCGUCGUUUUGCGAUGCCGUUCCUCGACUUGAGGCUCCGACGACCACCCCUACUGGUCGCGCUGCUGACGUCCGCCGCAGGCCUGUUGGCGGCUGUGCUCGUGUACCGCAAGAUACGCAGCUGCGCGAAGGACAACGUGCUCCUUGCCGACCCCAGCGCCCUGUACACAGUCAUGCUGAAGCACAGCGAGUCGAUCGGCCACAACGUAACGCUUUUGCGCUUCUCCCUGCGCAGCUAUGGACAGAGAUUGGGCGUGCGCGUCGGCGAGCACAUAGUGUUGCGCGCACUGGCCAACAACCGCCUGCUCACGCGGCCCUACACCCCCGUGAGCCUGUGCGACCGGCGCGGAAGCUUCGAAAUCAUCGUCAAGAUUUACAAGGCCGGCGUGUCUACCAAGCUUCCCAGGGGAGGACUGAUGUCCCAGUUCCUGGACACGCUCCGGCCGGGAGACGAAGUACAGGUAACUGUGAACGGCAGCUUCGUCACCGCGGAAGGCGAUCGGUUACCGCCUGUCAAACGGCUGGGCCUAAUCGCGGCCGGCAGCGGAGUGACACCGAUGCUGCAGCUGCUGCGAAAUAUGUUCGCAGACAGCGCAGACUGCACGCUUGUGCGCAUGAUCGACGUCAACCACAGCGAAAGCGAAAUCAUCGCACACCGGGAACUCAACGAGUACACCAGGAGACACUCCUCAACAUUCAAGAUCUGCCAUGUGUUGUCCGAGCUGCCCUUCCUGGAGCCGAUGCCAGGCGUUAUUCAAGGACCACUGAACCGCUACAUCAUGGCCGCACACCUUCCUGCUCUAGACUCCAAGUCGCUCAUUCUGUGCUGCGGUCCACCAGCACUCAUGGACAACGUAUGCUGGCCAGCACUUGCGGACAUAGGCUACAAAAAUGAACAAGUUCUCUUUUACUGAGCCAGUCACAAUGAAACGACACACCCUGUAAACAAUACUUUCGCAACGCUUUAUUGAAUAAACUCGCAGCACGUUAUUGAGGUGGCCAACUGUGACAAAUUUAAAUUAAGUGUACUCUACCUUGAAGUGCAAUUGGGCAGGUCUAGUUGGCAAUUUCGGUUGUACUUGGUCUACAGCACUUGUCCUCGUCGAUUAUUACUUUGCCAUUCGUGUGUUUGCCACUGUAACCCUUGCACUGUUUAAUGUACUACCAGCAGGCUUGUCACAAAUUGAGACAGCUUUAGUGCAAUAAUUUAUUGCACUGUCAUAAAGACAUAGGCAGGAUAUGCUGUGGUAGAAAUGUAGGCCUGCACAUUGGAAAUAAGAAAUGGAGCUGUCAUAUGGACUAAUAAGAGAAGGCUCAUUCCUUGAGUUCUUAUUAAAUAGUCUACUAAACUUUUCCUUCACUUCUCAUUUCAUCCUGAAGCCAGUAAAAUGCCAGAGAACAGCCAAGAGGCUUCUUCGGCAGGCUGUCGUUGGCACAGUCAUUCCUGUCUUCUUUUGUCGGGUUGCCGAAGCAACAUCGGAGCAUUACAGAGUGGCUACAAAAAUGAGCAAGUCCUCCUUUACUGAGAAUGUGACAAUGAAACACCAGGGCCUGUAAACAACGCUUUCUCGAUGGUUUAUUUGUUCCUACAGGUACCUAAUGGGUUCCCCGUGGGAACAUUGUGUGAGGGGACAGUAUAUAUUUCUGUUUCGACAAAGAGCAUCAAGAUGAAAGAAUGACAAACUUUUGGUUGUAAGAAAAUACAUGUCAAACUCUUCGUUGUAAGAAAUACAAGAUGUACUAGGAAGUCAACCACGAUGCAAUUUACGGACGACACAA